AUGAACCAUGAGGGAGAGGCCUCAUCCUCCGCGCCAGCCCACGUCUCUCGAGAUGGAGAUGGCGAGGCACCCGCCGCGGUGGCGCCGACGACGGCAGAGCUGAAAGAAAGAGGGAAAAGGAACAGGCAGAGGUUCAACCAGAAGAGAGGCCAGCUGCUCGACGACCUGAUAAAAGACCUGGACAUGUUGAUCUACGCCGAGUUGAGUGUUGUAUACUACAUGGACUGCUCCUUCCUCCGCUUCGCCAUCAGAGCCUUCUUCCAGUUCAUGUACUUGACCCCGAAGCCGCCCCCGUUGCCUGCCCACCCCUCCGACACUCCGAUGCUGGGCGCUCUCGUUAGCACCAAUGCGAUAUGCAUCCUGCUGCACCUCUGGCUCACACCACCGUCGGGCGGCGAAGCAACGCGAGGCUACCUCCACGGCGGCCUGGCAAUGGAUUUCAUAGGUCAGGCCGGCCCAAGUAGCAAGAUUCAUUUGUUCCUCCUCGACCUUCUCGUCGUGGUGCUACAGCUUACGCACAUGGCCGCGUAUAUGCUCAAAUGCCGGCUCAAGGACUCUGCGACGACGACUGCUGCUACGGCCAGCGCUCGGUCGGGAACCAGUCACCCCGCGCCUGCUCGUCGACAAGACCUCGACGCUGAGGAGCGAGGUGUACGACGAUCCGGCGAGCAGCAGGAGAUCGAAAUGCAGACUCUGACUGCUACCGGUACGGCAACAGGCGCUGUGGUGGAUCCCUCUGAAGCUCACGACACGGCGAACAGAUCCUCAGAGCACGAUGCCCUGCUCAACCCAAUGGUCCCGCGCACUGAUUCGCACAUAUUUGAUGCCUUCCACUCAGGCCAGAUCGUGAUUGCGGAUCUGGAUCUGCGCAAGAGGAUCGGUGACCAGAUUCACCUGACCAAGAACUAUCGCGCAGACGCAAGUACAGCAAGUGGUGUGCGUACGCUACGCGCCGAACUCGCCAACCGCGUGCUCAGGAUGAGGAUGGGUGCCGAUGCUUUGAGGCAGAAUAUAUAA
This is a messenger RNA of Saxophila tyrrhenica, 1017 nucleotides long. RefSeq lists its product as uncharacterized. The transcript is spliced from 2 exons. The record is from RefSeq and is a predicted model, not a curated record. Gene Ontology annotation, biological process: SREBP signaling pathway. NCBI's taxonomy places the organism in Eukaryota, Fungi, Ascomycota, Dothideomycetes, Mycosphaerellales, Extremaceae. The coding region runs from base 1 to 1017 and encodes 338 amino acids. Gene Ontology annotation, cellular component: endoplasmic reticulum; Dsc E3 ubiquitin ligase complex.